Messenger RNA from Pelmatolapia mariae (spotted tilapia), 9457 nucleotides. RefSeq lists its product as uncharacterized. The coding region runs from base 561 to 2549 and encodes 662 amino acids. Lineage: Eukaryota; Metazoa; Chordata; Actinopteri; Cichliformes; Cichlidae. The record is from RefSeq and is a predicted model, not a curated record. The transcript is spliced from 6 exons.
AACAGUCAGAUGAAGACAGCUCUGUUCUUUACGUGUACGCUCUCUCUCUCUCUCUCUCUCUCUUUCAUUCAUUCUUCUCUGUCUCGCUCUUCCCGCUUUGUGCUGCUCCUGCUGCAGUUUGCUCGCCCAUGAUUAUUUCUCAUUCCUGAGGAGAGAGGGGUUUGAUGCGAUGGACCUGCUUCCCACCGACUGCUGCUGCUGCUGUUUACACCGCAGCAUCAUGGGAGCUGUAGUUUCCUCAGCAGCACAGGAGGACAGCUGAUUAGCCAGGGAUUGUGGGUUUUCAGAGUUUGGAGAUGUGAGCUGGUGGGCGGACGAGGCUCAACAAACUCUCUCUCUCUCUCUCUUUCUUUCUAUUCUCUCGCUGUCUUUCGUUCUCAUGCUUUUGAACCCUCUUCUGCCCUUUUCCUUCCUCUCCUCUGCAGUUUCUUUCAUCUGAUCUCUCCAUCUUCCUUUCUAACCUAUUUAUUCCUUUUCUUUUCCUGUCAUACUCACCAUUUUCCCACCAUUUUCUCCUCUCUGCUCCUCCUAACUCUGACCUGUCCGAGGGCAAAGGCAGAAUGGGUUGCCGUCUCACUCGGACCAAGGCUAAAACUCGUGAACCUGCUCACCACCGACACCGAGAGGAGCUUCACUACGUGGACGAGUAUGGCCAGCCGGUCGCUGUGCAGGUCGAAGCUAAAAGGGGGCAUGGUCACAGGAGGCGAAGGUCCCAUUGUGCAAUUGAGUGCAGCGUCCCCACCGAGAGACACUGGGAGGCCCUGAGAGCCAUGGGGCUGAUGGAGGGAGAGGAAAGUCAGGGAGACGGCUACACUGCAGGGCCUUAUUAUGGUCACAUGACUGUGUCACCUGACCUAUACUCUCCCAAUGGUCACAUGAUGAUGCCACCUGAUGCCUACCCGCCCAAUGGAUACCUCCCCAGAUCAUCAAAUGACCAGCACCCAGGCAACAACUACCUGCCCAGUGUGUCCUACAGCUUAGACCACCUGGACAGACUGGACUACCGGGGCCAAGAAAUGUUGCACUACCAGCCUAACUCUGAGAGCUGUCUGAUUGGCUGUUACGGUGCAGAAGAGGUGGACCUGAAAAAUUUUCCCAGACAGUCGGACUAUCGUCAGCCCUGGAGGUCUGAACGUCCUCUUGGCUACCUUCCCCUCAGUGAGCUUGACAGCGGGUUAGGCUGUGGCCCCGACAGCCCACACAACCGGAUAGCGCUCUCCGAAGCUGAGACAGAUGCCAUGUCAUCACUGCCUGGCCACACCCCUUCCUCUCAAGGAUCCUCCUCUUCCUCCGAGUCCCUAAUCUCCUCCGAACCCAGCGACUCAGGCUUCCACAGUGUCAGCACUGGGGAGCACAGACGGCUACACAAGAUUCACGGAGGCCACACUCACCGGCAAGCUCACCAUCUUCGCUCAGGCCACUCCCCUCGUGAGCAGAGAGGACGCUGGGAUUUGGAGUCGAUUCCUGAGACGACUCCGAUGACCCAACCUGGAGUACCACAAGCAUCCCAUUGCUCUGUGGGUAACAGCACGACCACAACAGUUCACUUCCACAGAGCUGAGAGGAGUCCCACUUUACCUCGUCACCGUUCACCACCCUCACCCUCUAUCGGUUGUCGUACUGAGCCUUGUCAGCGGAGGGCGCUAUGGUUGGAGCAGCAGCAGCACAGAGGAGGCGGGACUGUAGAGGGUCCAGGUAGGAGUCGAACAAUAACAGAUUUGAGUGAGGGACAGCGACGCCGCAGGGCGAGCCAUCCCAACAUGACAGAUCCAAACACAGCCCAGACAAACCAGCCAGACACAACCAGCAGUGCACUGGGGCCCAGGAGCAGGGCCAGCUAUCCCAACAACUGUCACCCUGCUAGUCAUCUGAGCAUAGACAAAACGAGUCUGACCAAUCAUCAGAACACAAUGAGAAACAGCCCGGGCUCGAACCGCAGCAGGGAGGAGGACUCGCUCUCUAAGAGCCCUGGAUCCGGCUCCAGUGGAAUGUCAGACUGGCGUGGCAUUCAGACCCUCGGGAACCGCCCUGGCAAGCCAAAGGGCACGUGCAGUCCUUUCUACAGCACUCUUGGAGCUCCGCAACGUAGUCCUCGCUCUCCACCCUCACCUCGCUCCAGACUGUCCAAUCAGAGGUCAGUCAGGAAUCAGCUGCUCAGGGCCCGAGCGUACCGUCUGGCCAGGGAACGCAGUGAGGUCACCACAGACGAGGAGGUGCGAGGAGAGGGAGGCAGACUAGGGGAGGAGGAAGGAGAAGAUGGACGGUUGGCGGGGAGAUACUGGAGCCGGACGGAAAGAAGACGCCACCUGGCGCUGUCACGCCAACACCGAGAGAGGAGAGGAGGUGGGGAGGAGCAAACUGGGGGCAUUCAGGGGUCACUGUCAUCUCAGACGGUGCUGGAACUGAGCCACAUGAAGCAGAACCGACUGAGGAACAGCAAGCUGCUCGAUGAUUGGACAACGGUGGAGGAGCUGUUGACUCACGGGACUCGAGUGGAGAGCGACAGCCAGCUUUGUCCCAGCCCGCUGCUGUCGGUCACUACUGUCUGAUGGGAACGCAAUACUUCAUCAUUUACUGAUCACACUGAACAAAACCUCCAAGAUCACUGAGACCCAGAUUCAUUAAAUAUGUGUGUUGGAAACAGCAAACUUCAUGGUCACUCAUGUCUCAGUUACACAUAUAAAUUACAUUUUAAACACAUUUGAAAACAAAACUUUGUGUAUUGGGGACACAAUUUGCAAGAUUUGCCAACAUAAAUCUCGCUGAAUAUCCUUUUAAGUCCUCAUAAAGAGAAAAAUUAAGACAAAAGUUUACACCUUUCAGUAAUCAGUUCUCCAAGGUACGCUGCCAUUAAAAGAAAUAUAUAACUCUGAUCACAUACCAUUCACGCUCAUUUCAAGUUUACUGCUGUAUUUACAUUCAGUAGAAAAGAAGGCCCAUUUUUUCCCAUGAUUGGACAAGUCAAGGCUUCCAGUGUGAUAAGAAGGAAGAUGCUCAUCUUGAGAAUCUGAAAUCCUUAGGGCCAUUGUACGUUAAAAACAGUCUGAAGGCUUAAGGUCCCUUCUUGGAACCGUGUUGGUAGUCUGUAAACGCUAAACCAUCGUAUACGUGUUAGGGUUAGACUUUAUGUUUGUGCCGUUGUUGGUCCUUUAGCGUAGCUGAUGCGUGGGUCAGUCAUAAUAUACAAAGACGUUGUUUGCAGUGGGCUGAAACAGAUAAAUACUACGAAAACUGUCCAUUGUGACCAUUGUGACCGCUUCUCAUGUCUUUUGAUCUUUGUUAUUUUGUUGUGCUUGUUCGUCAGCUUUGUUGGUCCCUCUGUCCACACAGCCAAAGACCUACACAAACAGACACCAACACAGUUCCAGAGUCCACAUUAGUGAGCCUGUGGACAAGAAGAGAGCACUCUUUAAAGUCAGGAAGAAAAAAACUUAUAUGGAUUUGAAAUCUAACAUUCUAUCUGGGAUUAAAAUACCAAGAAUUAUGUAAGUUUUUUCGGGAAGAUUACCUUCCUCUCUGCUCCAUUCAUAUUUUUUUUAAAGGUAUAAUGGCAACGAUACACUGUCAUAAUAUUUCAUAAAUUCUACUAUAGCUACUCUAGUCUGAAAGAACCGUAGAAGAUAAGCUGAUGUUGACUUGCAGGGACUAAAGUUUGAACAUUUAACAUUUCCAUCACACCGAGUAAAGACGUAAAGGAAAAGACUUCUGAGCUAAAAUUCUAAAACAGACAUCUUGACAUCCAAAUGGUUUCUGGUGACCCACUAAGGAUUAGAGCUUGGGUUUGGCGAUGCUUCAGCUUGAUGCUAAACAAGCACAUUUCAGAAACUAGAAAAGGCGAUAACCCACCCAUAACCCUAAAUGGGUCUCCAGUUUCCCGGCGGAAGUUAAGAGGUUACAUUAGACUCACAUCACACUCUUAGUGAAUCUGGAUCUCAGCUGUGUUAUUUAAUAUCUGAUAGGAAGUUCUGACUCAUUUGAUGAUGCGUCAGAGCUCUUCAAAUGCAUCUGGGUUUAUAAAAACAACCGAAGAGCAGAAAAAAGCGUGGUCAGAUCCAAAACUGGGGCUCAGAGGGAGAAAGCUAUCUGCAGAAAAGGGUAAAUGAACACAAAUGAUGAUGAUCAUUCCAGUCCUGGAGACGGUCACCCUUCCUGAGCUCAGUUUCAGCAACACAACCAUCUGCAGAGAGCCUCUAAUCAAGGGCCUGCUAUAAAAAUGACUCUCUGCGGUUUUGAACGAGUAAAUAGACUCUAAAGAGCUGCAUGAGCUUCAAACUCUUAACUCGCAUGAUGAACUGGUCAGAUCCUUCACACACCAGACCGCCUGCGACCGGCAUCAAAUAUCACGCCACUGGAUGUGUUGCCUUGUGGAAACGUGUCUCUGCUCCUUUUCUAGUUGACCGCCUUUGUUUCUGUGCCAUAAAAUGUCAAAGUCGACUGUGUGAAACAACAAAACUGCUCGCUCUAAGCUUGUUAGAGGAUUUCUGCACCUUUAUGAUCAAACAGCCUCUAAAUCCUCUAAGAUGCUGUUUCAACACACCGUCGUUUCACUGGCGUAUCCUGGGUGGUUUACCGUUUUAAUCUCCACGCACUCCCACAGACUCGGAGUGUAAAUAAAUGCGGCGCCAUCGAGAGGCCUCGCAAGUCUCUGUGCAGCACUGUGUUCAGCUGAAUCUCCACUUCGCACACUUCUCACAUUUGGUUCUCCAGUCCUGAUGAUUCAUCUAUAAAUUGAUGAUGAAUAUUAUGAUUUUUGAAGCUGCAGUGCAGAACACAUCCUGGUUUCAGAGUCUCCAGUGUCGGAUUUGUUGAUUUUCUUUCUCUCGUGUGACAUUCUUGCAGAGUUACGGCUAAAAUCAUAAUGUUCUGUGUUUCAAAUACGUGGGUCAGACAUUGAAAUCAAACAGGACAGAUGUAUCAUAACUACCAGCCGUAGCCCUGAGAGCUCUCCACUGGUAACAAAAAUCUGUCAGCGCGCAGUUAUUUUGGUAAAUAUGGAGAUCACGAUUAUUUUACACAAUUACUGACUGACUUUGGACAACUUUAUGUUUAAGGAUAAAUACAAACAACAGCAGGCCGUCCACACCAUGUAUGAACUUCUCAGAUCCAGGUUCGUUUUAUUCCGUUAACAAAAAGAUGUCUAUGACAUUAUUUUCAAUUUGAUAUUUAUUUGUGAAGACAUGAUACAAAAUAUCUAAUUUGGCUCUUUGUUCAACACUAAAGAAUACAAAUGAAAAACCCCACAUCUAAUAACACCUUCACGCUCAUCCAUCUGUAUCUUUUUCAGUAAUCCUAACAUUCAAACUGAACCAGUUAUUUAUUUAUUGUUUGUAAAAGUCAUUAUUUGAAAACAACCUUUUGAAUUUUUAAACAUAACUCAAAUUUAAAUAUAAUGAAAUAAUGAAAGUAAAGUUUAUUUCCUGAACCCAUACGGUUCCUGGUAAACGCCUGUCUGAGUACUGAGUUAUAUUUUUAACACACAGAUAAUUAUUUUUUUUAUAUGUAACGUACCAAAAGCAUAAAACAUUUGUCCCUCAGAAAUCCUGCGGCUUCAUCGUCAUCCAUCAGUUUAUCAAAUAAAUUCUUUCUGUGUAACAUGAGACAAAGAAAAGUAACAAAUCCACACAUUAGAGAGGCCACAUGCAGCAAAUGGUUGGGAAUGUUGGGAAUGUUGGGAGUUUUGCAUAGAAAUUAUUACGAUUGUACUUCAGUUCAACUGUAUCAAAUGUUAUAAAGCCAAAAUCUCCAAAUCUGCCAGCACACCUGAGAUAACAACUUGUGAUCUCACAGGUGUCCAGUUAACCAGGAUACCCAUUUUCCGUUGUCUCUCAGAGAGCGUAGGGGGCGCUCAUGAGUUAUUCCAUAAUCAGUGGAGCUCUAUGUAGAUGAAGCCCAAAAACAUCAGUUCUACUGGAGAAAGCAUUUUUCUUUGGCGAGUUUUCAUGAUGUUCUUAAAAGACGUCUUCGAGCCAACAGAUUUACUUUUAUUUAUUUAUUUAUUUAAAGAGUUUUUACAGUUUUGUGUUGCAGUAAAUCUGAGAAAGCUUUACAGCUUUUCCCAUUUUGAAGUGUGACGCAACCAGUAGCUUCUAUAUACAAAUGGAAGUUUCCAUUGUUGUUAAGCUACGCUUCCCACAACCAUCGAGAAAGUAUGCCCCGUCCUUAAACGACCGAUGCAUAAUUAAAAAGAAAUAAAAAUCAAAGGAGAGAUAAAAGCAUCGUUUCAUAUCAAAUCUGGCAUAUUAUCAGUGUUGUGUUAGAAAUACUAAAAUAAAAAUAGGCUUUUUGUCUUUAAACAGGUAUAAAUAAACGUAUUCAGGAUUGGCUCACGAUCGCCCCCUACUGCUCACCUGGCUGGAUUCCUGGUGGAAAUACCAGGAAGUAGACUCUUCUAGACUGACUCUAUUUCUAAUCUUUUAGCCUGGCCUAGCUAAGCUAACUACAUUCUGGCAAUAAUUUCAUAUCCAUUAGAGACAUGAGAGAACUAUCAGUCUUAUCACACAGGAGGCAAAAACACUAUAUUCUUGUGAGCUGUUGCAUCUGAAAUCUGUGAAAACACAACACUGAUGAUACUACACAAACACGGUACACGAAUGAGUACAGGUACAUAUCACUACACGUCAGCUGUUAGCUGCAAAUUCAGUCUAAUUAUUGUACUUUUAAUUCUGUAAACGCGUAAUUGAGACUUUGUUCCAGCCUGUCAGAUUAUCAGUGAUGACGUUCAGGUAGAUUUUCAGAUCAGAGAGGAUGAUUAAAUAUCAAGAUAUCAAGGUUUCUGUUAUCUUGUCACAAGGGCUGCUGUGAGCCAAUAUGACUGCAGGCACCUUUGAAGGAAGCUGGUGGUUUCAACAAGCUAAGAAAUGUUUAUCAGGGUUAAAUGUUAUGAUUUAAUAAUGUGUCAUAAUCUAACUGUUCAAUGCAAUUUUGUUAAAUAUGAGAAAAUGUCUGUUUAUUUUCAUAUUUCAUGGGAAGAUUUGGAGGAAUGAGUUUCAAAGGUUGGUCCUGUCAAACAAAUAUAUCUGAGGGUUUUUUCUAAGCAGUGUGUGUGUGUGUGUGUGUGUGUGUGUGUGUGUGUGUGUGUGUGUGUGUGUGUGUGUGUGUGUGAAUAAAAGUGAAUUUGCUGGUUUGUUGGUAGUGAUUAUCCAAAGAUAACAGGGUAACUUUGGUUUGUGGACAAUCUAGAAGAAUAUCUCUGUACCAUGUAAAAGUAUAUUUUAUAAUCAUAGUAGUUUUCUAUAUUUUAUCCUUUAUUUUGCCUUGAAUAGAUUACUUCUGCUUUACACCAACAUCCUGCUGUGCUAGUGUGUGUACAUACAUGUUAGCGUAUUGAGUGUUGCAUAUACAAGCGCUAAUAUUACAGUCAAAGCCUAGCAUGCUAACACCUGAUUAGCACAGAACAAGUGUUUCAUUGAUUGCCUAAACUGCUGUUUGUGCUAAAACUGUCGUCCUGUGUUUGUUUUUCUUUUUUUUAGGGGGGGGGGUUACAGCCUGGGGUUUUAUUUGGAUCGGACAUCUGAGAGGCAGUGAUAAUAAUUCAAAUUGUUAAGCUAAAGCAGAGCCAAAAACUGGACAUGCUUGGGAUUGCUACAGGUACUUAUCUUGUGAAUUUUAAUAACAAUAAGAAUUUAAUUAAAUAUGUAAAUAAUUUGUUAAUAAUUAGCUAGUGUCAAUGCCAGUUUGUCCAGAACCUCCGAGGCCGGACGAAAGUCUGUCUCCAAACUUCUUCCAGACCAAAGAGAAUUCUAAAAAGGGAAAAUAAGUUUGCUAACUGUGAUUCCUUAAAGCUUCUUGAGAUUUUGCCAACUCCAGUCAGCUGAGCUUUUGCUUUGAACAUGAACAACUUUCAAGGAAAUUUGCUCUUUCCUUUUUUUUCUUGGGUUCAGAUGAUCAUCAGUGUGGAAGCCUAUCUUAGCACGGAAAAGUAAAGAGAAACCAAGUCUGGUGCUCCAGUGCCACUGGUAUAUUUACUUCUACCUUCAUAGUGCUUAUCAUGGCUAGGCUGUGUGCAAUUCAUGAAGAUUUCAUAGUUUACAAAAGAUGUUGCAUCCUUGAAAAACUCUCGGGAGGUCAAAACAAGCUACUUUGCAAAGAGUGCCAUUUAUUUUUGCCACGUUUGUUGGGCUGAAAUACCAAACGGCUGUUCAGUCAGUAAAGUCAUGAGUACUGUGUCGCAUGUGAACACGUUUCUCUGAACCCUGCCAGGUCCUCCUGAUUAGAUAUGUAACGAAGUGGCAAAUAACAGAAAUAAAUAUUCCUGCUUUGACUGUAAAAUUAAAACCACAGAUCAACAUUAUGUAACUAUAACCAGUGUAAGAUUUUUGUACUUACCUUUGACAGUGAAGAAUUGUCCUUUACUUAGUCUAGUUUUAGUCGACUAAACAUUAUUAGAUCAUCUGAAGCUGACUAAAAUAUAAAGUGUAAAAAUGUAAAAGUUGCUGCACACAGUUUACGAAGCGUUAAAUUUACUCUUCUCUUCCUCCCAAGCUUUGACAUGUUGUCGGAGCAUGUGAGCGUAACCCCGCCCCCCAGAUCAAACUGUGCACGUCUAACUCCGCUGCACAACAUGUAGUCACUAUUCAUCAACAAAAGUGUCAAUACAUUUCAUUCUAGUUUUUGUCAAAAUUAACAAAAUGAACACAGACGUCGAGCCAUCUGUGUUCAGCAUGGGAUGAUCGGACACUUUAAGCUUCUAGAUUAGAAGUUAGGAGUUACUAGAAAACUCCAAACACCGACGAGCAUGUAAAUUAGAAAUUUGUGGUUUUAAUUCUUUUCUCUUCCGCGUAGCGUCAGCCAUGUUUGUCACCGAGGACAGGUUUUAGAUCAGACGCCAUGGUGCCACAGGCAGCGCACAGUCACCGCUGAACAAAAAGUAGUUCCAUCAAGAAACCAUGAGCGUGGUAACUUUAGAAGUAGUUUCAGCGUUGUUAGCGAUGUCCUGGUUCCAGUCUCAAAAGAAAAGAGAAAUGAGCAAAUUUCCACAAAUGUUCGACCGUUUAUUUAGUGGCUAUUGGUGAAUUCUUUUAAACACAAAGUAUGCUUCAGCACAUUUUGAGGAUUGCGGUUAGAGAGUAAAUGACCCUUCAUGUUCUUCAGGUUGUGCGAAUCUGUUCAUGCAUCUUCGCCGAUUUUGUGUGCAAUAAUCUGAGGUCGUGUUGCCAAACUUCUCACUGCAGUCUGUGGCAGGUCGAUUCUGAGGGACUGCAUCCUUCUGCACAACUGCACUGUAACGCCUGGUGCUCAGGUCGUGUCUGCGUGACGUCAGGAAGCGAGUUUAUGUGUGAUGAACUAAUGACGAGACGGUGUCGAUUAUUUUUUCAGAUUGUGUUUUCAUGAACCCUGUGACCUCACAAAUGUGACAGAAAAUCUGAAUCAUGAUGUCUGUGAAACUGUUGCAGCUGUGAGAGAUUUCUGCUGGUUUGAUCGAUCACCCAGAACUCCUGUAAAGAAAUGUCAGUAAACU